Messenger RNA from Cynoglossus semilaevis (tongue sole), 2325 nucleotides. Its product is annotated as protein phosphatase 1 regulatory subunit 3C-B. Gene Ontology annotation, molecular function: glycogen binding; protein phosphatase 1 binding. Gene Ontology annotation, biological process: regulation of glycogen biosynthetic process. Gene Ontology annotation, cellular component: protein phosphatase type 1 complex. The record is from RefSeq and is a predicted model, not a curated record. The transcript has 2 exons. Lineage: Eukaryota; Metazoa; Chordata; Actinopteri; Pleuronectiformes; Cynoglossidae. The coding region runs from base 190 to 1245 and encodes 351 amino acids.
AAUAGAAAUUUGUCAGAGCCGGAGGAAUACGAGCACUGAGUGGAAGGACGGAGGAGGAAGAGGAGCGAGAGCAGAAGGACGAGGAAGAGGAGCGAGAGAGUCACAGCAUGAGUCUACAGGACUGAACUAACACCAAGAAGAAACCCGCCUCACUUUCUACCAACUGGAACCAUUUGGUCCAAGGUUUCCAUGAGUGCUGCGAGUGUCCUCAGGUCCUUCAGUCCCUCAGUGAUGCCCGGCCCUGUGAUGCCCAUGGAUGUGGCCAUGAGGUUCUACAUCAGCCAUUCUCCACCGCCUCUGCACGGCUUCCUCAGCUCCUACGAAGAGCUGCAGCGUGCCAAGAACCGAGUAAAUCAGACCAAGACCACGACCAGUGGGGGGCGCCGCUGUGGCCAGAAAAUCUACAAGCCAUUAAGGCCGUGCCUCAGCAGCCAGCAGAAGGCCGGAGAAGAUGAUCGCAGCAUCGCCUGGAACAACAAGUCAGAGAAGAAGAGGGUGGUGUUUGCUGACUCUAAGGGAAUGUCUCUGACAGCGAUCCAUGUCUUUAACAAGUUUGACGAAGAACCGUACCAGAGGUGGACCAAAAAAGGCGUCGGUCUGGAGGAGCUGCAGUUUGACAUGAGUGACCUGGAAACCGCCACCAUGGAGCUCAAAAUAAGCACAACGAGUGACCUAGCGCUGGACUUCAAGCCGCCAUCCUCUGACUACCUGGACUUCAGGAACCGCCUGAUUCAGAACUCCGUCUGCCUGGAGAACUGCUCCCUGCAGAACCGCACACUAACCGGCACAGUCAAGGUCCGAAACAUUGGCUUCGAAAAGUCAGUGCACGUCCGCGUCACCUUUGACUCGUGGACCAGCUUCACAGACGUGAACUGCACCUUCAUGAACAAUGUCUACGGCUGCCACGACACUGAUACUUUUGCAUUUGUGCUGGAGCUGCCGGCCCACGUCGCACCACAGAACCGCGUAGAGUUCUGUGUCUGCUUCAAGGUCCAAACUCAGACCUUCUGGGACAAUAACGAUGGCAAAAAUUAUGUCCUCAAGCACAUUGGACGCAAUGGCCAAGCCCUGAAAACCCUGAGCAUUCAGCCUGCUGUGGGGCAGAAGAAGAACGAAGACGUCGGUGUCGGCAUGAAGGUCGUGGAAGUAGAGUUUGACCAGUUUGGAAGCCCACGCAUGUGCAGCGGACUGUUCCCAGGCUGGCAGAGCUGGGGUCAGUGCGACACUACUGUACCAUACUGGUGAACGAUUACAGAUAAAGAGACCCAUGGAUUGAGUCUACAACCUGAGAAGCACACAGACCUUUGUGCACAGACACUAACUGUAACUGACCAGAAUUAAGAAAAACACACACAAAAAACGUUAAUGUGCCUUUAAAACUACAGUACAGUCACUUUUUUUGCCACUUCUGUGAAAGCCAUUGUGGUGACGAAGGGACAGCUAAGGUUUUUUAAGUGUUUGUAGGGACACCAGUACUGAGUCUACUGAGAGCACCCCCUGCUGUUCAAACCAGAAACCAGAAACAGAGCCUUGCCCUCAGUGAAAAUAUUGGCUGCCGGCAGGGACACCAGUACAAUAAACACAACGUUAGCCACCUAACAAAACAUACAACAAAUCUAGAUCGUGAUGACACAGAAGCUGCAGGUCAACUGCUGCCUCGUGUGGUCAGUUUGUCACUGAUGUGACAUUAAUUGCUGAAUUUAUAAAACAACUACUACUUUUGAGUUAGGUGCAGUUAACAAUAGCCAUGUGUCAUAACCUUAACUGUCCCUGAACUCACCAGUCUUUCAUCAUCACCCACUGAGGGUCCGAUCGGCAAGACAUAGUGAUGAUAAUGAGGACAACGAUUGUGAUGAUGAAAUCCUUCAUAUUGAAGGGGAAAGUCUGGGUAUAGUCUGUGAUGAAAGAACUCUCUGUUGAUUCACACCUGAUGACUACAGUAGAUGCACGCUCAGCUUCUUUUUGCACCUUCAGAUGAUGAAAAGCAAAUGUGAUGAGUCAUGAUUAGACAUGAUCAAUCAGCUAGCCCUUCCUUUUUUUUUGUUUUCCAGGUAGACGUGAAUUGGCACAUUUGCCUUAUUUUAAUAAUUCAAAGACGUGGCCACUGCUGCGUUGAUACUUGAUUGGUCAAGAGAAAGAGAUUUUUAGUUUUUAAACAGUGCAAUUUUGUGGUGAGUGUAAAGUUAAGUGUGAGUGGAAAUGAGAUUUUUGAAUGAGGAUGAGUUAGCACAAAACUAUAUAUAUUUUUCUGCAAGUCUGUAAAGCUUGUGUUUUUAACUUGAAGGUGUCGUUGAUGAUGAAAUAAAUGUCUAUAUUUGAGCUAAA